This is a messenger RNA of Rangifer tarandus platyrhynchus (Svalbard reindeer), 339 nucleotides long. NCBI's taxonomy places the organism in Eukaryota, Metazoa, Chordata, Mammalia, Artiodactyla, Cervidae. The record is from the annotation of a GenBank genome assembly.
AUGUCUGUUGGAGAAGACCAAGGAACAGAAAGCACAGUGAUACAGCAAAGAAGCAGAUGUGAGAGAAUGAGGACUUCAUGGGAAGAGGAAUGGGGCCCAGGCAACAAAGACAGAGGAGAUGGAAUAGUGAAGUGGGUAGAGGUGGUCCAGGUGGUAGUAAGUGACUUGGCUCUCAUACAUUCUCUCCCUCCCUCUCCUGAGCACCUUCUGCCAGACGUCCACCUCUCUGCCUUAGCUACGUACAUCAUUCUCCUGGUGCCCAUCACCCUCUCUGUUCUGUGUUGUUCCCCCACCCCCAACUUUUUGCUCCUAUGGAUUGCCUUCUGUGGUUUCCUGUAA